GCCGUCAGCAGGGCGCGCCCCGGGCAGGCUCCCGCCAUGCAGGAGGCGGCGGCGGCGGCGGCGGCAACGGGGGGUGGCGGCGGCGGCGGGGGCGAGGCGGUGCCGGGCGGGACCGAGCCCCCUGCCCCGGAGCCGCCCCCCGGCAAAGCGGCCGCCUUCGACCUGCUGGGGCUGGUGCGCAGCUACCGGCGGCUGGAGCUGUACCUGGAGCCGCUGCGGGACGCCGCCCAGGCCGUGCGCUGCCUGCUCCGGUGGCAGCGGCCGCUGUGCUCAUUGCUGGCCUGCCUCGGCAUCAACCUCCUGCUGCUCACCUUGGACCGAGCCGCCUGGUACUCGGUGCUGGCCGUGCUGGUGCUGCUGCCCGCCGUGCUGGGCUACCUGCAGGAGACGUGCCGUGCCCGGCCGGCGCAGCGGGAGCUGGCCCGCAGCAGGAGGCACAGCGUGCGCAGGGAGGAGCUGCGCAGCGUGCGCCUGUCCCGCCAGGAGGCCCUCGCCCAGGUCAAGGGCUUCCUGAUCCAGCUGGAGGGCUUCCUGAGCGCGCUGUGCUGCAGCUGCGAGGCGGCGCACCGGGUGCUGUACUGGGAGAACCCCGCUGUGUCUUCCCAGUUCUACGGGGCGCUGCUGGGCUCUGUCUGCAUGCUCUACCUGCUGCCGCUCUGCUGGGUCAUGGCCAUCCUCAACAGCACCCUGUUCCUGGGCAACCCCCAGUUCUACCAAGUGAUGAAGGAGCUCAAGGCCUCCAUCGAGCAGUGUCUGGGCACCAAACCCCUCCAGAGUGCCCCGGAGCCUGCCGAGCCCCUGCCUGCUGCUGCCCCCCCGGACCGGACCCCCACGCCCACCAGCACAGAGGACCUUACCCCUGGCAGCGUGGAGGAGGCAGAGGAGGCAGAGCCUGAUGAAGAGUUCAAGGACGCUAUCGAGGAGAACCAGCUGCUGGUCCUGGAGGACGACGAGGGCUCUCAGUGCUCAGCAGACUUCGACCUCAGCCUCCCGGACAACGGCUUCAUGAGCAAAAACGACGUGAUCCGCAGCAAGGUGUCGCGCCUGACCGAGCGCCUGCGCAAGCGCUACCCCAGCAAUAAUUUUGGGAGCUGCACGGGCUGCGGAGCCACCUUCUCAGUGCUGAAGAAGAGGCGGAGCUGCAGUAACUGUGGGAACAGCUUCUGCUCCAGGUGUUGCUCCUUCAAAGUUCCCAAGGCCGUGAUGGGAGCCACGGCCCCGGAGGCUCAGAGGGAGACGGUGUUCGUGUGCGCGCUGUGCAACCAGGUGCUCACCAAGUGACCGCUCACCAAGCUCCUGGGCCCCUGCCCAGUGAUGGAGCAGCCGUCCUCCCUCCUCCUGGCCCUACCUCCACCUCCUGGCAGGGGCAGAGCAGCCUGAGCGCUGUGUGGGGUGGGGUGGGUGUUUUUGGGAUCAAGUCGGAGCUCUGCCUGCGUUCCCAGGAGCCGUGACCUCGGUCCUGGCUUGGCUCAUCCCUCCCGCGCUCCUUGGCCUCGCUGCCUUCAGGUUUAGCCCCCGUCCCCCUCCCCGUUUGGCUGUAGCCGAGGGUCAGCGAGGGCUGGGCUGCGGCGAGAGCCCUCUGCGUUGGUGCUGCUCUGUGCGUAGUGACUGCUGCUUCUGCUGCAGGUACCGGCUGUGUCCGUAGGGGAUGACCAAUAAAGCUCUUGCCACCAGCCAGA
This is a messenger RNA of Anas platyrhynchos (mallard), 1679 nucleotides long. RefSeq names its product zinc finger FYVE-type containing 27 (gene ZFYVE27). Lineage: Eukaryota; Metazoa; Chordata; Aves; Anseriformes; Anatidae. Gene Ontology annotation, biological process: endoplasmic reticulum tubular network formation; protein localization to plasma membrane; neuron projection development. Gene Ontology annotation, molecular function: metal ion binding. The record is from RefSeq and is a predicted model, not a curated record. Gene Ontology annotation, cellular component: endoplasmic reticulum tubular network; growth cone membrane.